AUGGCUGACGUAGAAUUCACGGCGACAUUAGUCACGCUGUGUCGGCAAACACUCAGCGGGGAUCACUCGGCUAUUAGAUCAGCAGAGGAAACCUUGAAGGUCCUCCUUCAGCCGAGUGGCAGCGACAUACGUCUGAGAUUGGCGACGCUCUUUCGCAUUAUACUGGUGCCUUCGGCUUUGGUAUCACAGCCGACAGUUAUUGCGGACGAUGAUCUCAAUGGUGUGUCGUCAGAGCUUCAGUUAUGGGUGGCAAUAUGUCUGAAGAAUUAUGUGUGGAGCCACUUCGACACAUCGGAAUCACAUGGAGGUGUUAGCGACGACCUCAGACGCCUGGUGAGAUGUUUCCUCAUUGUUGCGGUGCUCAAUACAGACAAGCUGGAUUUGGAUAAAAAUGUUUUCAAACAGCUCGAAGAGACAUUGCACAUGUUGGCCGAAGAUGACUUCCCGUAUCACAUGGAUUUCGCCAUUUUGUUCAUCCAAUACUGCCACCUCAGUGACGUAGCACCAGAGGCAAUCGCCAUAACAUAUUCUCAACGCGUACAAAAGGCGGCAGCUAUGAGGGGACAAGUGAACGUUGGGGAAUCGAUGCCCGUGUCAAACUCCGAAUCGCUGGCGCGAUCCUUGGAGGAGGCGAAAUCAACGGUUCACCUCGCUUAUGGCGAAAGCUGUGCGAAACUCCUUUCGGCUUAUGCAGCUGUACAACAGUCUUUGGUGGAGUAUAGCAAGGUAUUAGCCACUGGAGAAUUGCCAACAAUUAGUCGAUCGUACUCCGGAUUCUACCGCAAUCUGCUUUUGGGGCUAGAGGCAAUGUGUGAGGGUCUGAAUGGAGUCACUCUAAGCGACCUCGACCUCGGCAAGUUUCUGCAAGCUGCGGCGUUCCUAUUUCCACAGGAACCGCUCUGCAUCCAUGUAGUCAACCAUUCCACUAAUACUCGUGAGACCAAGAGAGAAAAGGGUGAUCCGCUAAUUUACUUCGACGACCGUCAGCUAUAUAAGGAUGAGUCUCUUUGGGGAAGUGCAGUAUCUACGCUUCCGAAAUUAGGUAGUCAUGGGCAAUGGGUGACGCUGGCGUUCUCAGGUGGAACGUCUGUAAACGAUGCAGCGUUAGAUGUCACAUACUUCCGCCGUAAGGCUCAUACCCUACGCAUAUUCAAGCGUCUUAUGAAAAAGUAUAAGACCAGCGUAUAUGGUGAUGAAACGCUUAGGGAACUGAAAAUUGUCCUGAGUCUUAGCGAAAAUAUGCUAUUAUACGUCUACAGGGCCAUUUUAUCAAAAUUGAACGAAUUCGUCUCCAUGUUGUCACUGACAGGUACCUCAUGCUGCUUAUCCCGUAUUGUCCUGGAUUUACUUGAGGCUUUGACUUCAAUCACCAAAAUCUUCACAUACAUUCACGCUAUCGAUUUGCCAGAAUGCUGCGAGGACAAUAUAGAUCUAUACUUGGGUAGCAUGGUUGAGUUGCUACGUUUUUCGGACCCCGUUAUAUUGCAAGUUGGCCAUUUAGGUGUGGUGCCAAAGCUAAAGGUAGCCAUUUGUAAAUUGAUGCGCUACUAUGCUGAACGCUAUCAGGAAGUGUUCCAUCCCUUUGUAUUUCAGUGCAUUGAUGGCAUGGUUGAAUUAUGCCGCGGCCUAAGUCAAAAUAGCGACGAUGAUCGUUUGUGCUCUGCAAUACUGGAGUUCCUGACUGCCGCCGCUUCGACUCAUUGGGGCCCCCGUGGUAACCGCACAAACCCCUUUACUAAUUCUGAAUAUCUUGCGGAUAUUAUUAGGGGCAUUGUGCUACCUCAUAUCGGUUUUCGGGAGUGUGACUUGUUCCUGAUCGAAGACUGCGCUUCGGAAUUUGUUCAGCGGGAGCUCGAUACAGGAACCGGUCAUAGCCGAAGGUUUUCUGCAAUAAACUUUUUGAAAAAGCUUGUAAGCACAUAUGGGCAGAUGGUGCAACACCUCCUCAAUCAGUUCGCCCAGAAUGUAUCAAGUGCUAACGAUUACAAGCUCAAGGAGUUAUACCUACAGAUUAUCAUUUGUUCCAACUUUACGACGAAUGAGGGAUUUAAUCUUCACACGUACUUUUCCGAGCAUCUACGUGUUGAUCUUCUCCGCGAAUCACAGAGUCUGCAGAACACUCAGGACAACAUUUUGAUAGUGAUGGCCAUUUUGAAGUUUGUUUUCACCUUUAAGAAGCACUUCCCUGUCACCGAGUUGACUUCUCUGAUUUCGCCGAUAACAAGUUUUUUGCGGCACCCAAAUGAUGCUGUGCGUUUCCUUGCCGCUGAAACACUGAACCGCAUAGCUCCUCUUGUGCGAGAGAAUAAGGAUCAGUUGAAACAGCCUAUGCUUCAGGCGUUGGAGUGUCUACUGAAACUUAUGCAAUCUGAGGCACCAAACGAGUUCUAUGUACGCUGUUUGAUGCGUAUAUUCCAAUUUUUGCGUCAGGAUGUAUGUGAGAGUGGAUUUUUGAUGCUGAGUGUCAUAGUAGAGCGCAUAAAGGUGGCUUCUAACAAUCCAGUGAAUCCGAUAUACAAUCACUACCUCUUUGAGUGUCUGGCCAUUCUGCUACGCACCCACUUAGAGGCGGGUUCAUUGGACGCAGUGUCAAGAAUAGAACAGGUUCUCAUCCCUAUGAUCGCAAUUAUUAUACAGCAAGAUAUGCAUCCAUUCGUGCCUUAUGGGCUUCAGAUCCUCUAUAUUUUGCUCCGUGCGUCGCAGCAGCCUGGGCCUACAUACGUGCAGCUGUUCUCGCACCUGGUUUGCAUCGACAAUUGGAAAUCAUCAACAGCGAACGCACAAGGGGCUGUUAAGCUGUUGGUAUGCUACUUCGAGCGCUAUACUCUAUUUGAGCAGGAGAUUAUGGGCAACAUGGAGCGCAUUUUGAGCAUCUUCCACUUCUGCUUAACGCAUCGGAAGCUGUCUAUGGUUUCGCUUGAUAUAUUGAAUGGCGUCUUUCGUUACUUGCCCGUAGCAUUUUAUAGCAAGUUUAUCGGAACCAUCGUGACGGUUCUCUUGACUUUUUUGCACAACAUGAAGAUUUCGAACUGUGUACCACGGGUGAUCACGUCUAUAGCACUGUUGGCAACUUCCCUCCACAUGCAGAAUUACACCCCUGGAUUUGUUGAUAUAUUGGAGGGUAUACAAUCCGGCAUAACGCAGAGUUUUCUACAGGUGGUCUACCUGCCUAACGCGCGUAAGGUGCUGGCGUUAGAGUCUAAGCGGGUACUAGUAGUGGGCACAUCUAUCAUACUCGGUUCUCCAGUGGUACAACGAUUAUCCGAGACGUUUGCCAUGUUGGCUGAUUUCUUGGGUGAACUAAUUCAAGGGCAGACAUUACGAGUCGUCCAUACGUCUGUUGAGCCCGACGAUAUUAUGGAGGACCUUGAUUUUGACGUAUCAUACGUGCGUUUGCGCAGCGCAGACGACUCGAAGGGUACAGGUUCUGCUAAACUGUUGGACCCUACUUGGAACGUGGAACAGGUAGUACGUGGAGCUCUGCUUCCGGCUGCAGCCACACUGCGGCAGUUGCCACCCGGGAGGAGCUCACAGGUACUGCUGAACCUUUUGAACUAA
This is a messenger RNA of Babesia sp. Xinjiang, 3558 nucleotides long. It is a transcript of the gene cse1l, whose product is annotated as Exportin-2. The record is from RefSeq and is a predicted model, not a curated record. Gene Ontology annotation, biological process: protein export from nucleus; protein import into nucleus. The transcript has 2 exons. Gene Ontology annotation, molecular function: nuclear export signal receptor activity; small GTPase binding. Bases 1 to 3558 code for a protein of 1185 amino acids. NCBI's taxonomy places the organism in Eukaryota, Apicomplexa, Aconoidasida, Piroplasmida, Babesiidae. Gene Ontology annotation, cellular component: nuclear envelope; cytosol.